Pogoniulus pusillus (Red-fronted tinkerbird) is the source of this 3374-nucleotide messenger RNA. It is a transcript of the gene PTAFR, whose product is annotated as platelet activating factor receptor. Gene Ontology annotation, biological process: G protein-coupled receptor signaling pathway; chemotaxis. Bases 1 to 1062 code for a protein of 353 amino acids. The transcript has a single exon. Gene Ontology annotation, cellular component: membrane. Gene Ontology annotation, molecular function: G protein-coupled purinergic nucleotide receptor activity; platelet activating factor receptor activity. The record is from RefSeq and is a predicted model, not a curated record. Lineage: Eukaryota; Metazoa; Chordata; Aves; Piciformes; Lybiidae.
AUGUCUGGAAAGGGUAAGGCUGGUGCCGAAGGUGCUACUGACUCCUACAUUUCAUGCCACAUAGACUCUGAGUUUCGCUACAGCCUCUUCACUGUUUUCUACAGCAUCAUUUUCAUCCUGGGCUUCGCUGCCAACUGCUACGUGCUCUGGAUCUUCAGCCGCAUCUACCCCACCAAGAAGCUCAAUGAAAUCAAGAUAUUCAUGGUGAACCUGACGGUGGCUGACCUGCUCUUCCUGGUCACGAUGCCAAUGUGGAUUGUUUACUAUCACCACCAUGGAGACUGGAUCAUGCCCGAGUUCCUCUGCAAUGUGGCUGGCUGUUUGUUUUUUGUUAACACCUACUCCUCUGUGGCCUUUCUGAUGGUCAUCACCUACAACCGUUACCAGGCUGUGACCAACCCCAUUAAAGCUGCUCAGCUCACCACUCAGAGGAGAGGAAUCUACUUAGCAGCAGCUAUCUGGAUCAUCAUAGUAGGCAGCUCCUUGUAUUACCUCUUUGACAACAACACUAACCAGGAGGAGGUGGACUCGAGAAAUUUCACGCGGUGCUUCGAGCGCUACGACUCCUCUGGCAGCGUCUCGGCUGUGCUUGCCAUUCAUGUCAUCAUCUGCGUCCUCUUCUAUGUCAUCUUCCUCUUCAUACUAGGCUGGAACAUCAUCAUCAUCAGGACCCUGUUCUCCAAGUCAGGGCAGCCACGGAAGAGCACCCACGUCAAGCAGAGGGCACUCUGGAUGGUUUGCACAGUGUUGGCUGUGUUCAUCAUCAGCUUUGUGCCUCAUCACAUAGUGGACCUGCCCUGGACCCUGACUGUCCUGGAGCAAUGGAAGAAGGAGAACUGUCAGCUGCGCCAGCAGCUCAACGACGCUCACCAGCUGACCUUGUGCCUUUUAAGUACAAACUGUGUGUUGGAUCCUAUCAUCUACUGCUUCCUCACCAAGAAGUUCCAGAAGCACGUUUCAGAGAACCUGAAAAGCAUGAAAGGGAGCCGCAAGUGCUCCAGGCAGACCACAGACACAGUGAUUGAGGUAACCAUUCACCAGGAGGAUGCCAUUGGGAUCUAGUUCAGCUCUAUUCUGACUGCAGGCUGAGGUGUGUGAAUCAGUCACUCAGCUCAGGAAGACACACUGGGGGACACAGCAGAGGACCAGGAUGUUACCUUUCUCUUUCCCCAUUGGACAGCAGAGUGGAUGCUCAGAUCUUCAGCCACAUGCAGCUGGUAGAACUGGAACCUGUAGUAACCUAGCAGAAGAACAUCUUCUGUUGUUGCUUAUGGGCACUAGGCACAGCUCAGACAAUCUGGUUUUAUGUGAAAGAAAUUUACCACUGAGUCUCUGCAGGGAGCAGCAGAAGCUAAGUGCACUGAAAUUAUCCACUGGGUCAGCCCAGAGAGCACUGUCCCUGGGCCUCUGCCUGACAGCUCCCAUGGAGAAUCCAGUGUCAAAACUGGAAGAGAUUUCUAAAACACCUGGAAGAGCAGACUGAGCUGCUAGUGCCAAGUGACUUUUCUAAGCAGCUUGUGUGGUUCUGUGAAGAGAAUCUGAGCUAAAGAAGCUCUUGCAUGGCUAGAAGGAAGGUAGUUCAUAGAGGUCUCUAAAUGCUAUCGAAGAGAUCUGCACCUCUGAUCUCUUCUUACCUGCUCUCAUGGUCUGCUGGGGUCCAUACUUGACAGAUCUCUGGAAGUGCCCAUUAUGAUCACUGGCAUUUGCUCUCAGUAGGCAGAAAGAGGAAAAGGAACAGGCAGUGCCUCAGCCCCAUCCCAGAUCAGCAUCACAUCUCUGCCCUGGCUUAUUGUAUGAGAGGAGAGCUGACAACCAGUAGCCUCCUGCACUCAGUGUAGGAAUUUCUGACUGAGUGCAUGUGUCUGUAGAAUCCAAUUGUGAGAUCUGGAGGCUCCAGAUAACAGAAGGUUGUUGUCAGCAGGGGCAUUAUGAUAAGAAAAAUGAAAGCUAAAAGUGCUUCAGUAUCUCUGUUCUUACUUAGUUAAAUAAUGGUUGUAGCAGGCAACUGCACCUCAUUCCUUCCCCUGCUUUUGUAUUUCUGCUAUGAGGAAUGAUGCUGAUUGCUUCUUGAUGUCCUAUCACAAGUGAAGUGCUAGGUGAGGUCAUGGUCACUGUCCAAGGCCUGCAGAGAAACAGGCUGCAGAGCACCACAGGUAAUUCACUCACUCAGGGCUGGCUGCAGUCAGUUGGGGGCCAGGAUGCUGUUUCCUGGGGGUGCUGAGUUGUUUCCUGUCAUGAGACACUGCAGGUUCCUUUUCUGACCCAAAUUGCUCAAUCCAGCACAGGAAAUUGGGCAGGGAACUUAAUUGUUUUCACAAAUGGUUUUGGUUCCCUAAACUAACGGGAGAGCCUGGCAAUGACAGGAAAAGUGUUUCUGCCCCACAGCUCUGCUAAUCUGUGUGCAGGGACUGCAGCCUUCUUACACCCACCAGAGAAUGUGAAAGGUGACCUCCAGGCUCUCCAAAUACAGGACCAGCUGGUAUCAGACUUUGCCUACACUUGGUGGACAUAGAGGUCCUGUUGAUGCAUCUCCUGAAUAUUCCCAGGCAACUCCUAUGCUUACUUAAGAACUAAGAGAUUUCUUUUUCUAUUCCAGGCCCAGUGCUAGGCAGAGGAAAGAAUCUGAUCACAAAGUGAAUGCAUUUCCCUCCUGGUGCUAGCCUCUGCUCCAGUAAUGGCCGCCAUACAGAACACCUGCUGGCACCUCUUAGCAGAAAGCUAAUGGCCUGGCUGUGCCCCGUGGGCAGAGCAGUCUGAGUCUGCAGUCACCUGAGCCACAGCACGCAGCAAGGGAGGGCAUUUAAAGGCUAAAUCCCACUUGCUGGAGGAAUCUGCCUCUGUAUUUCUGCCCUCUCAACCUGGCAUAUUCUGGCUGAGGAGCUCUGGCAGAUGAGGUGGAGGUGUCCCCUUUUCCCCUCACCACCUAAUGCAGUAAUGGAUGGAGCUCUCUUGCUUCACAGCCCCUGAAGCACUGGGCGGGUGAAAUUUGGCAGCUCCUAAGAGGAAAUGGAAAGGGAUUUUAGGUGGAGAUGUGGUAAACCUGUGACCUUCUUCUAUUGGUUCCUGGAAAGCUUGCAAAAGAGCUUACAGUUUUGGAUACUUAUGGUGGGUGAAGAACAUGUUCUGUGCCAGAGAAAGAGCUGUAAGGCCAGGGUGGGCUCAGAGGACAAAUGUAAACCUGCACCUGAGAAAAGGGAUGAGGAGGAAAAGGCCCUUCAGGGCCUGUACUGCAGUAACUAGGUUGGUAACAAUGCACUUCUGAAAAGCAGUCUGAGAUUCUCCUUCUGCCCCUGGAAUUGCUUUCUCUGUGUUACCACAGUGCUGCUUUGCUCUGCUCUGCAAUAAACCGGAUCCUCAGAAGAUCCUCUCUUGAA